AUGCUUGCCCUGAUAAGGAGCUUUCAUCGAGGCAAACGUCUGAAACGCCUAGUUAUUAUAUCUCUCCCGAUUUUACUAUUUGUUUUUUCGUUGCAGUUUGCAGAAAAAUUGGCGUUUCUGAGGUCACAGUCAUCUGAUGCGAUAAUCAACAGUCUAUAUGCGAAAGUUCAUGAUAAUGAUAACGACUCGACCAUAACACUGAGCAAUGAUGACGUGUGUUCAGAAUAUUUCCAGUCGCUAUUUUCGAGAAAUAAUCAAUGGGGAAUCAGAGGCUUUGGGGAUAGCAGAACAUCUUAUUUUUCCAAGAAACGUGUGAUCAACUCAAUUAAGCAUUUGGGGAUCUACAGCCAUUGUUUCAUCAAAAAUUCAGCACCGCACGGAGAUUUAGAUUUCGACAAAUUAGAACGCAGGGCUAUUUCCGGCUUUCACACGCGAGCUACCGACAUUCAACAGAUGGGACGGCUACUCAGUUGAAGGUUUCCCCAAUCUAGACAAACUCCGGACGGCUGAACCAAAGAUUAUGACGGAAGGAGGACGUCGCUAAGACCGUUUUGGAGACAUGUAAAAGACACCAUGAAGGAAGGGAAUUGUCAUUAGUAUAGGGGAAGGCGGUGUCGACGAAGUCAAAAGAUUGCUCAAGGUUUUAAGAGUUUUGCAAAACACACUGCCCAUUCAACUUGUGCACAAGGGUGACGUUUCAGCCUCAUCAAUGCAAGAUAUUAUAACUGUAGGAAGAGGCAGCGUCAGUGUUGAAAAAGAGGAUCGCGUAGGCGAGCUUGGGUAUCCCCAAGACAUUUUGGUUUGUAAAUGCGGAAAGGUCGAUAACAGAUGGUAGCUUAAACAUCUUCGAACGCUUUUCCAACAAAUGGAUAGCUUCCUUGUUUAAUUCUUUUGACGAAAUGAUUUUGAUGGAUUCGGAUUCUGUUCCAUUUGUCAACCCAGAAACUCCUUUCGAUGAGGUAGGAUAUAGAGAGACGGGAGCAUUCUUUUUUAGGGACCGGCCACUUGACGAAUUUAUCAAACCCAGUGAUGUGAAAUUCUACAAAAAGCUGUUACCAUUGGAAAAGGAGCGCUCUGUUUUCAGAAUGCCACAUUUAACAAAGUUCACCAGUCAAAAUGAAAUGUUGAAACUAGGCUAUAAACAUCUAAUGGAGAGUGGUGUGGUACUAAUGAAGAGAAAGAGCCAUUUACCUGGUCUAUUGAUAUCCUCUACCAUGCAGCUAUGGAAAGAAACAAGCGAGCCAGUCUAUGGCGACAAAGAACUAUUCUGGUUGGGACAGUCAAUAUCAGGCAGCGAAGAGUAUCGCUUUAACAAACAUGCGGCUGGCGCGCUAGGUAUCUUGAAACAAGAUGGCGCGGGCAAUAAAGACUACAUUUGCUCAACUCAACCAACUCACUUCAACGAGCAGUUUAAACUACUUUGGGCUAACGGGGGACUACGAAAUUGCAAAAAGGCAUCGUGGGAGAUAGAAUUUCAUAAAAUCAAGCCUCUUAAAGAAACACACAAGUCUGUGGAAGAAUUGAAAAAAUACUACGAAUCUCCGCUAAUAGCGAAUGGGGCAAUAAUACUACGUCGCUCUAGUCUUUCCCUUUUUCAAAAAUUGAGAGAAACGAAAACUGGAUUUCAAAAGCGUCUUAGUAUGGGAUGCUGUGGCUACGUAUGGUGUGCAUACUACGAUCCAAAUGAGAGUGAAGGGCAUUUGAUUCACUUUAAUGAUAAAGAAGUAAAUAGCAUCAACUUCCUCGCAAAAGUGUGGAGCUCUGCGUAG
Molecule: messenger RNA, 1769 nt
Organism: Lachancea nothofagi CBS 11611
Lineage: Eukaryota; Fungi; Ascomycota; Saccharomycetes; Saccharomycetales; Saccharomycetaceae
Source: the annotation of a GenBank genome assembly